Messenger RNA from Lichtheimia ornata, 591 nucleotides. RefSeq lists its product as uncharacterized. Gene Ontology annotation, molecular function: ceramide 1-phosphate binding; ceramide 1-phosphate transfer activity. The transcript has 5 exons. The record is from RefSeq and is a predicted model, not a curated record. Gene Ontology annotation, biological process: intermembrane lipid transfer; ceramide transport. Gene Ontology annotation, cellular component: cytosol; cytoplasm; membrane. Bases 1 to 591 code for a protein of 196 amino acids. NCBI's taxonomy places the organism in Eukaryota, Fungi, Mucoromycota, Mucoromycetes, Mucorales, Lichtheimiaceae.
AUGACCUACUUUGACACUUUGAAGCGUUCCUACACUGACGUCGACAUCGCUGAGGGUAUCAACACACAGCAGUUCCUCGAGGCAACCGAAGGCGUUGUCAAGCUUUUUGAUUUGCUCGGCUCUACUGCCUUCUCUGUUGUCCAAAGUGACAUGAACGGCAACAUCAAGAAAAUUCAAGAUAGAUUGCUCAAGGAUCCUAUCAACAGCAGCACUUUGGAAGGUUUGAUGGCCGCUGAGGCACCCGAGAAGAAGCGUGUCGCCACUGAAGGUCUUUUGUGGUUGAGCCGUGGUCUCGAUUUUACUGCUCAAGCACUCCGUCGUAGCAUUGAGAACCCCGCUGAGGAGCUCAACGUAUCAUUCACCAAGGCCUAUGAAGCUACUCUUAGAAAGCACCACAGCAUGAUGGUUCGACCUGUUUUUUCGCUUGCCAUGAAGGCCUGCCCUUACCGCAAGGACUUUUAUGAAAAGAUCGGUGCUGUGACAGAUGCCGCUCUCGAGCUCAUGAAGAGUUGGUUGGCUGCUUUAGAAAAUAUCAUUGCCAAGAUCAAUGCUGUGUUCGCUGCUCAUCCCGAGUACAUCAAGGGCAUGUAA